Messenger RNA from Polypterus senegalus (gray bichir), 5358 nucleotides. RefSeq names its product multiple epidermal growth factor-like domains protein 6. Lineage: Eukaryota; Metazoa; Chordata; Cladistia; Polypteriformes; Polypteridae. The record is from RefSeq and is a predicted model, not a curated record. The transcript is spliced from 34 exons. The coding region runs from base 1 to 5295 and encodes 1764 amino acids.
AUGUGCCCAGCGGGAAGUGCGGUGCCAGUAGCUUGCCCUCAGGGGGCCUACCAAGAUCAGCAAGGACAGGCAAACUGCAAGCUUUGCCCACCUGGAUUCUACUGCACAGGUGGCAUGCCAGCGCUUCAGUGUCCUAAAGGUCAUUACUGCCCCCCAGGUACCAAGUCAGCUGUGCAAUUUCCUUGUCCUCCUGGCACCUUCAGCAACAGAACUGAGAUCUCCGACCAUACAGAGUGUGCACCCUGCGCCCCUGGGAAAUACUGCAGUUCGGCAGGCUUGGCUGAGCCCACAGGAGACUGCAUGCCAGGAUACGUUUGUUUCCUUGGUUCACUUACCGCUCGCCCACUGGAUGGACUCAGUGGGAGAAAGUGUGCGGCUGGCUUCUACUGUCUGAAGGGUGCCCAUCAUAUGAUGCCUUGCCCAGUGGGAACAUUUGGCCCUCAGGAAGGUGCUGUGUCUGUUGCCGACUGCUUGAUAUGCCCUUCUGGCCAUUACUGUCCACGUUCGUCCAAGUUAUCUUCUCUUAGCUCAUUCUGCUCCUCAGGAAUCACUGCAGCAGCAGGCGCUCUCAACGCUACAGCUUCCUCGCAGACUUCCAGUCCAUCAUGUGAAGAAGUAGAUGGGCACACCUGUACCACAGUUAGUGUGUUCCCACUUCCCUGCCCGGCUGGUACAUAUCGCCCAGAAAGUGGGGCAAUCCAGGAAACUGACUGUGCACCCUGUCCAGCUGGGUUUUAUCAGGAUCUUCAGGGGCAGAGUGGGUGUAAAAGCUGUCCGCCUGGAUUUUUCUGUGGUAUUCAGACCCUGGCACCCGUAGGAGCUGUAAAGCCUCAGCUUUGCCUGUUUGGCUACUUCUGCCCUGCGGGAUGCUCACCGUGCCCACCUGGUCAUUUCUGUGACUCUGAAGGGCAGAUUCAGCCCAGUGGACUUUGCUCACUCGGUUUUGUCUGUUGGAUGGGAGCCCAGGAGCCGAGGCCCAGUGAUAACAUCACAGGUGCUGUCUGCCCGAGGGGAAGCUACUGCCAGGAUGGGCUCAUCAAAGGGGUGUGCUAUGCCGGUUACUACUGCGACUUAGGAUCUGGCCGGCCUGAUCAAGGCAUCUGCCCAGCUGGGUUUUACUGCACCAGUGGGACUGAAUCUCCCAUCCCUUGUGACAUAGGCACUUAUAGCUCAACUCCAGGAAGCACACAGAAGGAAGACUGCAGACUGUGCCCAAAGGGGCACUUUUGUCAAGCUCCUGGACGUACCAAUCCAGAUGGCCUCUGCUCAGCAGGGUUUUACUGCCCUCCAGGUCAGACCUCACCAAAGCCCAUUGCUCACCGCUGUCCGCCUGGACAUUACUGUCCAGCCGGUUCUGCAUCUCCAAAGGCUUGUGAGAGAGGGACGUUCCAGCAUGAAGCAGAGCAGGAAUCCUGUACCAUCUGUCUGGAGGGUUACUACUGCCAGCCGUCUAAUGACUCUGGAGUGGUGAGCCCCACACUGUGCCCUGUUGGCUAUUUCUGCCCGCCUGGCACAGGCUUUGCAAAUGGUUGGCCUUGCCCAAGGGGCACCAUCAACUCUCAAAUGGGGGGAGUGAGCAUCUCAGACUGCCAGCUUUGUCCUGCAGGGAUGUACUGUUCAGCUCCAGGCUUGUCUGCCCCAUCAGGUCCCUGCCAGGCUGGCUUCUACUGUAUGGCCGGUGCCAUCAGCCCAAAUUCGACUCAGUACAGGGUUAAAUCUGAAGCUGGGGCCAUCCUGGGUAGUGACAUGUGCCCUGAGGGUCACUAUUGCCCCUUGGGAUCCAGCCACCCAAUUCCCUGUUCUUCUGGAACCCUCUCCAGCUCUCAGGGCCUGCAGGAGGUGUCCGAAUGUUUGCAGUGUCCACCGGGGCACUACUGUGACCGACCUGGCCUGACUGAUUUACGAGAGGCAGGACUUUGCAGCACUGGCUUUGUCUGUAUUGGUGGAAGUGACAGUAACCGUCCUAUUGAUGGCCUUAAAGGUUAUCUGUGUCCCAAAGGAUUCUAUUGUCCUGCUGGAUCUGCCAUUGAAGUGCCCUGUGAGCCUGGUACCUACAGCCCAAUGCCAGGGGCUAGCGUCUGUCUUCCGUGCCCCCCUGGCACUAUGUGUCACACUCCUGGCACGAAAGAACCCAUCAUUUGCUCCCCAGGUCACUAUUGUCCAGUGCAGACAGCUUAUCCAUUACCAUGUCCAGCAGGCACAAUGAACAAGAUGGAGGGUGCCCUAUCGAUGACAGCAUGCGUGGCAUGCCCAGCUGGAUCAUUCUGCAGAGGGGAAGCUAAUCAUCAACCAGAUGGUCCCUGUCUUCAAGGAUAUUUUUGCCAGGGUGGAGCGACUGAUGCUGUUCCUUUGGCCAGUGAGAUGUUUCCUAGGAAUGGCCUUUGUCAAGCAGGUCACUACUGUCCAGAGGGGGCACUCACCCCAAUGCCAUGCCCUUUAGGAAGCAUCCGAAACAACACUGGUGGCACCUCACUGGAGAGCUGUUUGCCCUGCCCGGCAGGUCAUUAUUGUGCCAGUGAAGGUCUCCAAGUGCCAAGUGGUUCCUGUCUCCCAGGCUUCUAUUGUCCAGCGGGUUUUUCUUCUGUGAGCCCUAAUGCCUUCUUAUGCCCUAAGGGUCAUCAUUGUCCACCUGGAUCAGCAAGCCCACUGCCUUGCCCUGCUGGAGAGUACCAGCCUAACCGGGCCUCAGAGGUGUGUGUCCCCUGCCAACCUGGAUACUUCUGUGAGGAGUCAAUCGCUGGUGAUCCUCAACCCUGCCCACCACACACUUACUGCCCACCUGCCACCAAAGUCCCUCAGCUCUGCCCCAAUGGCACCUUCACUCCUGCCCACGCGUCAGGUCUGCAAGAGCCACACGAUUGCCUGCCAUGUCCUCCAGGGAAGUUCUGCAGACGAGGACAGAUACAAGGGAGCUGCGCUGCCGGCUUUUUCUGUCUGUCGGGGAGCUACGAGUUUACUCCACAUGGCCCCUCCAUGGCCGAGGUUGCAGCCUGCCCACCUGGAGACGUCUGUGCGGGCCUCUGUCCAGCAGGAUUCUACUGUCCUGAGGGAACUGAGGAGCCACUGGCGUGUCCACCCAACACUCUCCGCUCUCUGCCCGGUGCCAGACACAAGGUUGACUGCCUUCCCUGCCCUUCCGGCUACUGGUGCCAUCAAGGAGACCCUGAGCUUUACCUAUGCCCGCCUGGGCACUAUUGUGAUGGCAUGAAUGAGACAAAUCCUCAGUCGCCAGCCGGUCCUCGAGAAUGCCCACUUCACACCUACUACUCCGAACCUGGCGCUGACAGCAAGGGAGCCUGCAGACGCUGUCCUCCUGGAUUCUACUGCAAUACCACAGGCAUCACAGAUUACCUCCACCAUCCCUGCCCACCAGGGUUCUGGUGUAGUGGAUCCGGAAGUCCCAUUCUGUGUCCACCAGGCACCAUGAGGCCUGCACCAGGAGGGGCCACUGAAAGUGACUGCACCCCUUGUGCUGCUGGAUUUUACUGUCCGGAUACAACUGGAACAGGCCAGCCAAACCUAUAUGGGGUGCCCUGCCAAGCUUCCAAAGAGUGCCCACCAGGUUCGGUUUCUGAAGUACCCUGCAGGGCUGGAUUUUACUGCGGCCCUCAGACUGGAUAUCCAGAGCCUUGUCCAGCUGGCUACUUCUGUCCAGCAGGAUCGGACUCCUAUGACAGUGGGCCCCAAAAGUGUGUUUUCCCAUUCUACUGUCCUUCCAACAGUACACAGAUGUCUCCUUGUCCUGGGGGGUUCCACCCGGUCAAUGUAAGCGGUUUACGCGACUCAAUAGAGAAGAGCUGCAUGAUAUGUGAUUUUGGGACCUAUCGGCUGGGUUUGCCAGGAGAAACUGAGUGCCAGGCAUGCCCACCUCGUUACUUCUGCCCAUCAGGUACACAGAACUAUCUUCUGAAUCCAUGCCCCAACGGACAUUACUGCCCCGCUAGUUCCAGUGUGCCAGUGCCAUGUCCACCUGGUUCCUAUGGCAACAGCACAAGAGGCAGGAGUCAAGAGGACUGCAACCCAUGCCCUGCUGAUACCUUUAACCAUCUGUUUGCUCAGGAGGCCUGCUUCCAGUGUGGCAGCUUCUCCUUUUCACUUCCUGGUGCCAUUUCCUGCGUAUGCAAUGGUUUGAAUCGUGCCUUUCAGCCAUCAGAUGGCACCUGUAUCUGUACGACUGGCUUUGUUUACUAUGACGAGCUCGGCCAGAAAAGUUCUACAGGAAACAGCGACGCAGACUGUCAGCCGGAGUUGAGUGAGCGAUGUGCAUCUGGAGAAGUGAGGCUGGCCCACUCCAGGAGGUGCGUUCUUCCUGCAGCCCACCAGUGUGCAUCUGCCUGUGGUGGCCGAAGUGGAAGGCUUGAUGCAGACCUGGGCAUUUGCCAUUGCCAGGAGUACACUUCAUCUGAAGAGGUCUGUGGCACCGCCUGUCAAGCACAGAUGCCCAAGAUCAUUGCCAGUGUCACUCCCGAUGGGCCACUUCAAGUGAGCCUCAUGGACCAAGAGUCAAGAGUUAUUAAGAAAUUGCGUAUUGCUGAUGUCUUGGGCCCUGAAGGACCUUCUGAGAACCCCAGAGAAGCCCACUUCAUUCUGUUUCAGCCAGCAGGGGUCUAUGGGGUGAUCCUUCUAGCCAACAUGGAGAUUGAAGAUGUCCUGUCAGAGAUGGACCCUGCUUCGAAUGUCAAAAGGGGACGUAGCUACUACAAAAAUGAUACCCUUCCUGUCAUUUCUAACCCAGUGAUAUGUGUGAGGCCGCAGACCAUGCUUAUCUUUCACAUUAGCAUUGACUCCAUGAAUCGCACUCUGAGUCAUUUCCCAGUGUAUGAGAAGGACCAUCUAUUCAGUAGCAAUCCCAGCUGGGACUUUGGCUCAUUCCGAAGGCUGGGCCACCUGAUCCUGGAGACACAUUUCAACCUUUCCUGGUUUGCUCAUGUGUUCACUGAUGUGGGGCACUAUGUGUUUCUCGAUAAUGCUGACCUGGACCGCAGCUGCUUUGUAGUCGUGAGCAACACCGGUGCCAUGUGCCCUACUGCCAUUUUCCAGCCAUCGUCUCCCAAUCAGCUGGCUCGCCAUGGCUUUCUCAGACAACGCCAGCUCAACCUGACCCCAGACUGGGCCAUCAUUACAGGUGUGCUGGGCUGCUUGUUGCUGCUGGCCGCUGUGCUGACUGCCUCUGCUUUGGUGCUGAGACCCCAUUACACCGAGCUGUGCCCAAAGUCCUGCUGGAAACCCAGAUGGCGCAGCCUGGGAGAGCCACAAACCCGCCAGGGUUGUGCCUGCAGGGAGAGGUACCUGUGAAGGGCUGGCAGUCUGUAAUGUACAAUGGAGGUGCAGGGGAGUGAAGUGCCAAUAAAAGUUGUG